AUGGAGAAUCCAGCAAAGCGAGGGAAGAGAGCAGUCACCAAGAAGGUGGAAACCAAAGGUCCUUCUACAAAGACUGUCAAAUCCAAGAAGCAAAAGGCUGAAAAAUCUGCCUCUUCGGCUCCAAAGAAAGUCAAGAAAAUGGAGCAGUCAGCAGAUGAGGAAGAAGUAGUUCAGCACAAAGGUUCACCAAGAGGUUCUACACCUCCUCGUUCUCCAACUCCUACUGAACAACUUAACAACAAGGUUGCUACUCCUCCUCCAUCCCCACUGAAGACUACUGUUCAGGUUUCGGUUGCAAUACCAAUUCCUCCAACUCAACCUACUCAACAUACUACUACUGUACCACCACCACCACCAGUUAGCACAAUACCAAUCUGUACAGCUCCAUUACCACCUCCCAUUAUUUCUCAAUCAAUCAUCAUAACUUCACCACUCAUCACAACCACGAACGAAUCUAUAGUAAAAGUCAACGUAUCUGAUACGGGGGCUAAUAGUGAAAUCAAAACCCAUGUUACACCCAAACCUCUUUCACCAUCACCCUCAAGUGAUUCUGCUCCUACUCUCGGUGGUGACAGUUUUGAUUUUGACUCAGCUUAUUUCAGUCCUUAUAGACUUCCCACCGAUGAAGAUGAAGAGGCUCAAGUAACAAGACAACAAGUGCAGAGUCUUGAUGAAAAGCUUGAUCGAUUCCUUGCUUCUUCUUCAAAGUACAAUGAUGUUGUGAUGAAAGCUUUCCUUGAUAUUGUUUUUGAACAGUAUACAGGUGCAAUUGAUAAAUCAACAAAGGCGGUUAAAGCAUCCACAUCGUCCUGCAAGAAAGCUACAACUGAUGUCAUGGAACUUGUUCACACUUCCCAUCUCUUUCUUUAA
Messenger RNA from Lactuca sativa (garden lettuce), 870 nucleotides. The record is from RefSeq and is a predicted model, not a curated record. Lineage: Eukaryota; Viridiplantae; Streptophyta; Magnoliopsida; Asterales; Asteraceae.